Messenger RNA from Adineta steineri, 2301 nucleotides. The record is from the annotation of a GenBank genome assembly. NCBI's taxonomy places the organism in Eukaryota, Metazoa, Rotifera, Eurotatoria, Adinetida, Adinetidae.
AUGAAUCUGAUAAUUACAAUUUUCCUCUUUAUCAAAAAUGACUUCAGUCUUGCUCAAUCAUUCGAUAUAAAAUCUCAAAAUAAUAAUUCUGAAGAAUAUGUUCCUCUUCGUUUUUUGACACAAAAAACUUUUAUUGUAACAAAUCCAUGUCAUACAGAAAAAUCAAUUCUUAUUCGUAAUAAUACAUUAUAUAAAUUUGAUCAAGAACAAUUUCAAUGGAAACGAUUAUGUGUUUCGCGAAAUAUUUUCAAUCAACAAAUUCCAAUAGUAAAUUCAAUUGCUCAUUUAAAUAAUGAUUUAAUUCUUAUUAUUCAUGGAAUUUUAUUUCGUACACAUGAUAUAAUUAGCUCAAUUAAAAAUGAAGAUAUUAUUUAUACAAUAUCACGUUAUUCGAAUCUACCUAUUUUAUUCGAAAAAAUUGAUAAUGUAUUUACUACACCUUGUUGUACAUGUCUUAAAAAUACAACUUAUCGUUCUAUAAGUCAUGUAUUUAAUGAUUAUGUUAUUCUAGCAAAUAAAUAUGGAAAUGUAAUACUUUUCUAUUUCAAAUCAAUGUCGAUUGUCUAUGAUUUUGGAAAUAUUUUUCAAACUCAAUCUAUUUGUAAAUCACAUCAAUGUACGAUUCUUUAUCUUGGACUUUUCCAUGCUAUACCAAUUCUUAUGUGUGUUGUCAAAUAUGAAAAUGAUAAAGCAUUAAUUUAUCAUCAAUCAUUCUUAGAAUUAAAUUCAACUUUUCAAAAAUUGAUAUAUAUAAAUUUUACUGGUGAUAGUUUAUAUAUAACACCUACAACUUAUCAUAAUUCUUAUUUCUUUUGGGAUAUUAAAAAGAUUUAUUAUACAACUAAUGGAGGUCUUCUUCUAUCUGAAGUUCAACAUAAUGGUUGUGAAUUAGAUUAUUUAGAUAAUAUGAAUAAAUCUCAAUUGGAAGAUUAUUAUACAAAUCUUGAGAUUGAUUAUGAUAAUAUAACAUUAUUAACGAAAGAAAUCUAUUGUUUUAAUAAAACUAUUGAUUAUUUGUUUAUUUUAAAUAAAGAAUUUUUUAUUAUAACACAAAAUAAUGAUUGGUUCUAUGGAAAAGAAUCAUUUUUUUCUUCUAUAAUUAAACUUGAACAAAAAACUGAAUGUAAUCCAACAUUUCAAGAUUUAUCUGUCCCAAAUUUUAAUUUUAAUAUAACUCAAUGUUUAUUAAAUAUCAAUCAACAAACAUUACCUUGUUCAUCUUUUAUUCAAUCAACAUGUUCAUAUAUACGUUUCAAACCUUUAUUUGAUAUUAAUCAAUUAUAUAUCUUAGAAAAAAAUACUCAAAAAUAUUUCGAAUUUAUUCUUGAAGCAUAUACAAUUAUUCCAAUAAUGAUUGUUAGUAUAGAAUCAACAUUUUUUAAUUAUAUGAUUAAUUAUACAAUUAAUUAUAUGAAUAAUGGUAUUAUUCAGAUCAUAGGAAAUAUUCUUGUCUCAACAAUAAAUCAAACAAGGAUGCGACAAAAUCUUCCAAUAAAUAUUAUUCACCAGUUCUCUCCACUUUACAUAAAACGCAAACAAAGCGAUUCAAUUUUACUUAAAUAUCAAUAUUGUUUUAAUGAAACAUGUCAAUCUAUUGAUAGUAAUCAACUUGAUUCUUUACUUAUAUAUGCCAUACCUCUAACUAAAGAACAUGAAAAUUAUGCUCAUUAUUUAAUCAAUCGGUCAGAUUCUUGUGUACCUAUUAGCCCAUCAAUGUAUCGUUUAUGGCUUCAGUUAACAUUGAAUACCACAAGUCGAAAACAACCUUUUCGGAUUCCAUAUGAACGACGUACAUCAUAUCGAACAUUAUUAAAUAUGUUUUCAAUACCAAAAAAUUCCUGUCUUUUUUAUAAUGCAUCCAAUUCUAUACAUAUUAAUAAAACAAUAAAUCAAUCAUCCUAUGAUCAUUUGAAAUUUCUUAUUCAUAUAAUUGCUUAUAAUAAUAAAUAUAGUUAUUGUGAUCUUGAAACAUUUAUAUUACUUGAAAUUGAACCAGUUUAUCAUAUUCAUACUACAUAUCGUGGUUAUGUUUUUUUAAUCACUCUCUUUCUAUUUAUUCUAUUAUUCAUUUUAUUUAUUCAUAUUUAUACAUAUUAUAAAUAUAAACAAAGACAAAAAUAUCUUGAAUAUCAUCGUUUAAAUCAAAUCGAUGCCGGACAAUUUCAUCAAUGGUAUGAUGUUGCUCAAUAUUUAAAUAAAAAUAAACAUACAAAUAAUUAUGAUUCCAUACAUAAUUAUCUUCUAAAUCUUGAACCAACAAAUAAUUUAACCAAACGUUUAAUAGAAUAUCAUCAUAAAUAA